GCUCCCACAAUCUAAGUUCACCAUGCUAUAUGCAAGUGUCAAAACUUCAACUCCUUGUGAUUAAACUCUAUGGUGAGAUCAGAACCAUCAAAUGUCAGACGCAGUUUUCCGAAUCGUACAAAUCCGAUAAUGGUCCGACCCUCAAGGAAACGUCAUUUGAGUCAUUUUUUUAUAUAAAUUUUCAUCCUACUUCUUUAGUGGGCUUUUCCGAGUAUUCCGGCUAUUUUUCCAAUAUUAUUUGUAUAUGAAUGCUGGGGUGAGGAAAAUUCAUUCUCUAACCUAAACAGUACAUCAAGCAAAAAAAACAUCCAUAGUUGGAAGCUCAAGAGCACAGAGGAGCUAAAUUUGGGUUUUCCCGGAAAAUUCAGAACACGAGCUGAUCAUACUGGAGGCGCCAGACGUGCCUUCGAUAGCAUCAACGUCAGACGCAGGCACAGCUACGCUGGCUCCGAGUACCUGCAGCCCCGAUAUGGAUGACGUCAGUAGUAAGCGCCAGGCUACGAGGGUGUUUAAGAAAAGUUCCCCAAAUGGAAAGAUAACGGUUUACUUGGGAAAGAGAGACUUCGUGGAUCAUAUAUCCCAUGUGGAUCCUAUUGACGGAGUAGUUUUAAUAGACCCCGAGUAUGUUAAAAAUCGCAAGGUUUUUGGUCACGUGUUAGCUGCUUUCCGAUACGGCCGUGAAGAUCUCGACGUUUUGGGCCUUACUUUUAGAAAAGACUUGUAUUUGGCGUCCGCGCAGAUUUAUCCGCAAGACGGAUCAGCUUCGAAUGCACCGCAAUUGACUAGACUGCAGGAACGAUUAAUAAAAAAACUGGGCCAAAACGCUUACCCGUUUUAUUUCGAAUUACCCCCCCAUUGCCCAGCUUCUGUAACUCUUCAGCCGGCUCCUGGUGAUACCGGCAAGCCAUGCGGUGUGGACUAUGAACUAAAGGCUUUCGUUGGUGAAUCACAAGAUUAUAAACCUCAUAAAAGGAAUUCUGUUCGACUGGCUAUACGAAAAAUUAUGUAUGCGCCCAGCAAACAGGGAGAACAACCGUCAGUAGAGGUCAGCAAAGAAUUCAUGAUGAGUCCCAACAAACUUUACUUAGAGGCUUCUUUGGACAAAGAACUUUACCAUCAUGGCGAGAAUAUCGCUGUCAACGUUCAUAUUGCUAACAACUCCAACCGAACAGUCAAGAAGAUCAAAGUUUCUGUUAGGCAAUUUGCUGAUAUUUGCCUGUUUUCUACUGCUCAAUAUAAAUGCACUGUUGCGGAAACUGAGAGCGAUUCAGGUUGCCCGAUACCUCAGGGCUAUACCUUGAAUAAGGUAUUCUACGUAAGGCCACUAUUGGCUAACAAUAAGGACAAAAGGGGCCUUGCCCUGGAUGGUCAACUAAAGCAUGAGGAUACCAAUUUAGCCUCAUCUACUAUAGUUGCCGACCCGUCACAACGAGAGAACCUGGGCAUCAUUGUUCAGUAUAAAGUAAAGGUUAAACUGUGCCUUGGAGCUCUUGGAGGGGAUCUGGUUGCUGAAUUGCCGUUUAUAUUAAUGCACCCCAAGCCUGAGGAAGAGACUAUUCCAGCCUCUCUUACCCCAUCUAGGCGGGUUAGUCGUGACGGUGAACACAAUGUUCCCGUGGACACUAACUUAAUACAGCUAGAUACUGAUGAUAAUCAACUCCAGGAUCACGACGACGAUAUCAUAUUCGAGGACUUCGCCAGAUUAAGGCUAAAAGGUGGCGAGACCGAUGCAUGAGCGGUUUCGUAAUGGCAGGUACGGGCUAGCCUAACGUCUACCGUCAUAACUAUAAGUACUGAAGUACAUAUAACCUGCAAGUAGCAAGUUUUGAAAAAUUUAUCAUCCGUAUGUGUGUGUACCCCUAGUCAUUGGCUGUUACCAGCCCUAACCAAAAAAAAACUCUUUGUUGUAAUUGUUUCACGUAAAAAGUAAUGCUUGUGGUACCCGGUGUCUCAGAUUUAUUUCUUUAUUAAGGUGCAUUGAGUUGAAACAAGAGAGAAACCUAUUGUUCCCCUACAUGUUCACUGAUUCCAAUAAAACAUAAUUUUACCACUAACGUCAUGAGAGGUAUUAAUUGUUUUUUCAUGUUUAUCUAUAAGGAAUUACACUUUCUAAAACAACCUCUUAAAACUCUAAUAGGUGGAUUUAAAUACAAUUUGUAGAUUUAAGAUGGUGAUGUUUUUAUAGAUGAAAGUAAUAAGGCAAGUACAAAGAUAAAAUGUAAAAAGUUAUUUUUUGUCAUUGUGUACAGUAUGUUAAGGUACGAUCCGGGACACCCGGCCAAAAAGCAUGUUAUUGAAUGUUUAAGAUAAUGCUGUCAUAUAUAAAUGUAUUUUUCGGAUUUUAUUUUGUCCCAAGUAGCUCCUCAGUUGGUUCAUUGUAUGUUUGUAUUUUAUCUGAAAACAGCCCACUCCUUAUCGCGUGGUACCGAAGGCCUAACCAUCAUCAACUUAAUAAAAAAGGCACUUGACCAUUAAUAUUAAUGAAGUGAUUGUGUUUGGUUUUUGGCAUCGUUGUGCAUAACUUCUUGAAUUCAGAUAUUAAUUAGCGUUAUAAUGUGUUGCUUUUUUAUUGCUCAUUUUAAAUUUAGACCUAAGCAAAGCAUACAAUAUACCAUCUGAAUAUUUGUUAGAUAGAUUUACUUAAAAGUUACCCUACAAGAUUUAUAUAACAUAUAGUCGUUUUUCUAUUAUAGUUCUAUAUGAAGUCAAAGCACCCGCUUCAAUAUUUAAGAAAAAAAGACUGAAAAAGAGAUUGUACCAGGGUAAAGGAAGACGGAACAUAUUGACUUGUGUUCCUGACAAGAUGGUAUUUUAUACUAAGAGCAUUGUUUUACGUAGUAGAUCUAACUAACCUUACUUACGAAGAGUAAUUUUAUUUUGAAUUCAUAGUGGGUUAGAUUAGAAUAAUAUCCUUCCUGAUCGAACAAUUUUCUAAUGACAUCAACGAAUUUUUUCAUACAAGUACCUGGAGUAUGUAAAUAGCGAGACAAUUGAUCGGUAAAUCUAAAUAAUAAAUAAGUAUAUUUAUUACAGCUUCAAACGCUAGUUUUUAGUAGCUACAGAGCGCUUGCAGCAUUGUCUAUUGCUUUUUGCAAUUUACAAUGUUAAGAAUUUGAAGAAGAAACUCAUGUAUAUUUAAAGUACAAGAUGAAAAAUAUAGAAAUUUGGGGUAUUUUGAGAGUAAGUAUUUUUUCAAUCAUAAUAAAUAUAUUAUGCUUAUUUAAUCUUUUAAUUAUUUUUGUUCUUAACGUAUUAUAACAAUAUAUAUUGCAAUCACAUUUGUUAAAUUGUUGUUAAUGUUGUUUGAUUGUUGUAAAUAUUUAAAUAAAGAAAUUUGGACGAUAGCAGUUAGUUAAAACGAACUGCAGAAGUUAAUAAAACUGAAAUUAUAUGAUUACUGUUAGUAUAGUUGGUUUUACUAAAACAGCGGAAAGUUCGACUUUUUUUAUUUCUUACUUACAAAAUAUUUUCAGAAUCCUGCAUGACAUCUCUCAUACUGGUAACAUCUUAUAUAAAUAAUUACAUUAUCUGCGUUUAAUGGAAUAUGCUUGUAUAUUGGUUGAAUAUACUUUUUGGUAUACUUACUCUGGGUGAAGCUGGUGUACAAAAAUGUCUUACAUGUUUGAAGUUUAAAGAGCUAUUAUGUAAUGGUACGGGAGUGAGGUGAUGUGCAGGUCUUCAUAUAAAAAUAUUAAUGUGUUUUCGCAAUAUCAACAAGCAACUGUUUACUAUUUUUUUUAAUAUGUGUAUUUACAUAUAAUUUUGUAUUGGAUAAUUUUUUUUCUGGCGUAAAUUAAAAUAGUUUAUGAUUUUUUUAAUGUUCUGUUAAAGAAUACGUUAUUCUGGCUAUCAAAUCCAAAUAGUAUGAGAUAACAUUUUGAAUGUUAAAAAUCGAUUUGGGCGCUUGAUUACAGAUAUGAGUUUGAAUGGUUUUGCUGGUUAAGACUUGGGAUUUUUUUCCUAAAAAACUUGUUCCUUAAGCAAGUGCAUUUAUAUUUAUAAGUAGUUUUUGUUCUUUUAUACCAGUUUAAACCGUCCAGGAUAUUUUUGAAGAACAAUGCAUUAAUAAUUAUCGUGCUUUUUAUAUCAAUUUAUAUGAAGAUAUGUAUUUUUAAAAUGUUCUAAAUGGGUUAGAUGCAAUGGUUUUUUUUUUGGUUAUCUUUUUGAUUUACUCGUCAAAUAAUUAUCUUUGUGGUUGAGCAAAUACUUUGUGCAGCCUAUUUAUAAAUACGAAAUAAAAAGCACGCUAACAAUAUCUUACAAUGAAUUAGGCAAAAAUAUGUAAAUUAUAUUUCUAUUCUUCGUAUAUGGUUCUUAUGAAUUUGAAAACGGUGCUUUGAACUUUAAUCUAAAAUAUGAAGAAUAAGUAUCAUCUUUAGUUACUUCUGGCCAGAUAUUUUCUAACAUUGUAUUUUCAAGACUUUAUGACAUAAAUAGUUGACUGUAAGUUUUUAGAUAAAUCUUUUAUUUUAUGUAGUGCAACAAUAUAUGUUUAGAAUGAUGUCUGCUUAGGAUUUUUUGUCUGGUGUAGCCAAAUGCGCUUUUUUUUUAUUGGUUUUUGUUAUGAAGUCUUGACUCAAAUAAUGCUUUUGUGUGCGAGUUGAAAAAUGUUUGUACUGAAUUUUUUUACAAGUAUUUUUUAUUACUUUUUUAAAUGUUGCACUUUUAUACUCGGCAAAAAUUACUGUAACCAUAACUUUAUGAACUGUUUUUUAGAUUUUUAUUAGAUUUAUAUACGUGAGAGGUCAAGAUUGAUCGUAUUUUUGGGCUCUUGAGAACCUUAAGAACAGGGUGCAUUUAACAACAAUCGAGUUUUUAUAUUUACACGGGUUUUUUUUAACAACAUUAUAUUUCUGAAAGUAUAAGUUUUACUUAUUUUACUGCCAAUAGAUUGCUUUGUAGUAGUUAGAACAAAAUAUAGUUUUAUUGUAUAGCAUAAACUCUAAAGUUUCGUAAAUUAGGAGGGUCGCAGGUAGCCCAAACCGACAAACUAAUAGGUGUGAUGCAUUCACAAUAAAAACGCAUUUCUUGUAAAUUCAAAUUUGGUUUUUAUCUAACUUUUUAUCCUAUUGGGAGAAAAUGUUUAUCACCAGGCAAAGAUUACGCUUAUUAUAUUUUAAGUGUCGUUUUACAGGUCAACGCCCACGAUUCCGGGCUGUGAUGAAACCUGUAACCAUUUUUUUUGCACAGUAUCUGUACGACUUCGAGGCUUCAUUUUAACUAAUUCUUAUUAAAUAUAAUUUUGAUUGACAUGUUCAUAUCUAUUAUUAGUUUGUUAGAAACUUGGAGCCUACUUAGGUUUAACAAUAAAGGUUUUUAUAUAUUUCUUAUUUUAUAGCAAUGAUCGUAUGUUGUGGUCUAUGAUAUGAAGGCUAUUUUCUUUAAACAAAAAUUUGAAAACUUAAUGAGAAGUAUAUUGUUAGUUCAACAUAUCACACAUUAGAAUGAACAAAGGAAAAAAUUAGGAAUGAAAAUGGUCUACAUACUAAGUACUACCCAGUUUUUUGUAAUUUUUUAUUGUGAUAUUUAAAAAAAAAUUAUACACAAUUAAGUAAUUGAUAUUUUUAUAAUAAUUGUAAUAUUUUUUGGACCGAGUGCCUUUGUGAUAAAGUAUUUUCUUCAGAUCGUCUAUUCGUAACUGUAAUUUAAUAUAUUGUUUUAUCACAGUUAAGGUUUAAGGAAACUUUAUAAUUAAGCAAUUCAGCAAAACUUCUUUCAAUAAAAAAUGUCCAGGCUCUUCACUGUUACUUUGCCUCUUUUUACAUGUUAACUUUUGUUGAGAAAAGAAAAGCUGUAUAAUACAUGAAACCUAGUAUCUUCUGCGCUAUUAUUACUUUAAGCAAAUAUUUGGAAAUAUGUUCGACAUUAAUAUGUAUCCCUAUACCCUAAUUAUAUACCUACUAGUCUUAUACUUAUUGAUAAUUUAAGAAAAAUUCAUCACACUAUUGUCAAUUCGGAAGUCCAUUUUAUAAGUUUAGUCUUUCUUUUUAUAGAAAAUUAAUAGUAUACUGUUCUUAUAUUAUAUAGAAAUCUUAUUUAUUAUUUUUAAUAAUAAAAUGUGUAACUAUCCUGUA
Messenger RNA from Anthonomus grandis grandis, 6074 nucleotides. RefSeq names its product beta-arrestin-1 (gene krz). NCBI's taxonomy places the organism in Eukaryota, Metazoa, Arthropoda, Insecta, Coleoptera, Curculionidae. The record is from RefSeq and is a predicted model, not a curated record. The transcript is spliced from 11 exons. Gene Ontology annotation, molecular function: G protein-coupled receptor binding. Bases 470 to 1735 code for a protein of 421 amino acids. Gene Ontology annotation, biological process: G protein-coupled receptor internalization; signal transduction. Gene Ontology annotation, cellular component: cytoplasm.